This is a messenger RNA of Scomber scombrus (Atlantic mackerel), 1394 nucleotides long. It is a transcript of the gene tatdn3l, whose product is annotated as putative deoxyribonuclease TATDN3. Lineage: Eukaryota; Metazoa; Chordata; Actinopteri; Scombriformes; Scombridae. The coding region runs from base 41 to 874 and encodes 277 amino acids. Gene Ontology annotation, molecular function: hydrolase activity, acting on ester bonds. The transcript is spliced from 10 exons. The record is from RefSeq and is a predicted model, not a curated record.
UUCAGGAACUUGGUGCAUGUGUUUAUUAUGAUAGUAAUGAAUGCUACAUUGUUACGCACACAUGCAGGGCUACGUUGACUGUCACUGUCAUAUCUCUGCGGGGGAUUUUGACAAUGACAUAGAAGAGGUGAUUGAGAAUUCAAAAAAGGCUGGUUUGUUGGCGCUAUUAGCUGUGGCCGAGCAUGCUGGAGAAUUUGACAAGAUCAUUGAGCUGUCACAGAGGUUUCCAGGUUUUAUUUUCCCUUGUUUAGGAGUUCACCCUGUUCAAGAAGUUUCCCCAGACCAGCAGAGAGGUGCUACUCUCCAGGAUCUGGAUGCUGCUCUACCUCUCAUAGAGAAAUACAAAGAUCACCUUGUAGCUGUUGGGGAGGUUGGCUUGGAUUUUACACCCAGAUAUGUGAAGAAUGAGAGCGAUAAAGACAGUCAGCGGCAGGUUCUCAUUCGUCAGUCACAGAUAGCCAAGGAACUGGAUCUCCCUCUAAAUGUUCAUUCACGUUCAGCAGGAAGACCCACCAUCCACCUCCUAAAGGAGCAAGGUGUCGAAAAAGUCCUGCUUCAUGCUUUUGAUGGGAAACCCUCUGUUGCCAUGGAGGGAGUGAAGGCUGGAUAUUUCUUCUCUAUCCCCCCGUCUAUAAUACGGAGUGAACAGAAGCAGAAACUCGUCAAACAGCUGCCGUUAGAGAACAUCUGUCUGGAAACUGACUCACCUGCUCUUGGUCCAGAAAAGCAGGUGAGAAAUGAGCCAAAAAACAUCAGCGUCUCUGCUGAGUACAUCAGUAAGAUUAAAGGAGUGUCUCUGGAGAAGGUGAUGGAGGUGACGACACAGAACGCACUCAGACUCUUCCCCAAGUUGAAGGCUGCAAUCCGACCCUGACAGCCCUAAAAAGUUUAUUUCAAUCAAUCAAGAAAUAUCUUUAAGUAUAUGCCCACGCUUUUCUGUUUAAAGUUCCCUUCCACAUACAUUUUAUGGCAUAUAAAAAUACUCUCCUCUUGAAUAAUUUGUCUGAUAUGUUUUUCUUUCUCCCAAAAACGAGCUAAAUUAUCUCAUUAAAAAUUCUUACAUCUUCUCCUUUCACAUCCCACUUGUUGCAUACUGGACCAGGAUUGGCUACCAAACUAGUGAUGUCACAAAUCAUGCUCUUAGGUGUUAAACUCAGAUUUAAGCUGAGCUCAGAGAAACUGAAGUAAAAAGAAUAAAAAACUCAUUUUUGAGUGGACAGGGACUUAAAAGUGUAAGUCUUAUUGAACCAAGUUGCUCUGACAUGUAAAUAAAUUAAAUAUAUAUUUUAAAAAACAACUAAUCAUAUAAUUUAUAGACUUUGACUUUACUGCUAAGAGCUGUUUCCUGUGUUCAUCUAUAUUCGUGAUAUUCUCAAAUAAAGGAAGAUGAGAUC